Messenger RNA from Styela clava, 1437 nucleotides. RefSeq names its product blastula protease 10-like. Lineage: Eukaryota; Metazoa; Chordata; Ascidiacea; Stolidobranchia; Styelidae. Gene Ontology annotation, biological process: proteolysis. The record is from RefSeq and is a predicted model, not a curated record. Gene Ontology annotation, molecular function: zinc ion binding; metalloendopeptidase activity.
UAUCGAUAUCAUCGACAAAGUAGCCUUGUAGUUUAGACACAAGCACAGGAAAAACGCAAAAUUCUCAAAACUGUGAAAUAGAAUACGAUAAAGUACCUAUAAUACUCGGAAAAGAGUCGUGUGAAGCGAUGUUUAGGAUACAAUAUAAAUAUAUCAGCCUUUUUUUCGUCUUCUUCACGUCUUCGAUGAUAAAUGGAAAGAAAAAUUGUCCAAGGGUACCACAUGAUUGUGAAGAAAAAUGCGUCAAAUAUGAAUGGGACAAAGCAAGAAAAUGCUCAACUUGUUCGUGCGAGUUACAGGAUGGAUUAUUUGAGAUGGAUAUCAUGCUUGAUCUAGAAACUGAAAAUAUUGUGAAAGAUCUUUUAAAUAACAAAAGGAAAGCUGGAGGAGCAAAUCAAAGAAAAUGGCUAAUGAACAAAAAUGGUGACAAAUGGGAAAUUCCAUACGUUAUUGAUCAACGCUUGUUACCAGUCGCCACUGAUGCUAUAGCAGAAGCAAUCGCUGAUUUUCAUUCCUAUACAUGUCUUCGGUUUGUACCUCGAAAUCAAGAAGAAAAAUUUAUUCAAUUUUUUGUCAGUAGAGGAUGUUGGUCGUACGUUGGAGUGAGAUCAUCCGGUGUCAAUCUGUUAUCAAUUGGAACAGGAUGCGAACAAAAAGGAGUAGUUAUUCAUGAAUUGAUGCAUGCGAUUGGUUUUUGGCACGAACAAUCAAGACCUGAUCGUGAUAAUCACAUCACCAUAGUAUGGGAAAAUAUAAGAACAGGUAAAGAGAACAAUUUUCAAAAAAUGCUUAACAUUGAGAGCUACGGAUUUCCUUACGACACUUACUCGGUGAUGCAUUAUAAACAAACAGCUUUCAGCAGGAACGGUAAACCAACUAUAGUCAAUACAGAUGGGUCUCCAUUUAUUGAAUUUCAGCAUGAAGGAUUCACCGUUUCAGAUGUUAACCAAAUCAACGCAAUGUACCAAUGUAAUGCAUCGGUUUAUGGGAUGACAACAACUGCUUCAAUCACAACAGAGGAAUCGAUAACAGAUUCGGCUUCUAAAACAACAUUUGUACCACCGACCACAGAGAGCGAAAAUGAACCUGGUUCUACUACUCAAAAAACUAUGCUACGAUCUACCACGGAAGAUGAAGGAGAACCGGAUUUAACAACAAUGACAGAUCUUCACACGACUAUAAAAGAAACAACAGAUUCACAGUUGUUCACUACAGCUCAUCCGACGACUGUACCCGAACAAACCACAGAUUUGUUCACUACUGGAGCUGCAACAACCACAGUACCAUGUAUUGACCUUUGGAAUUUGAAAAAGUGUAAAAAGAUGAAGAACAAGAGUAGAUGCAACAAAGAAAACGUAAUUCCGAACUGCAGAAAAACUUGUGAAAUUUGUGUUUAAAUAAUAAAUAUUAUAUAUAAUUUGGUAAAACAAACAAUGA